Molecule: messenger RNA, 1118 nt
Organism: Spinacia oleracea (spinach)
Lineage: Eukaryota; Viridiplantae; Streptophyta; Magnoliopsida; Caryophyllales; Amaranthaceae
Exons: 6
Coding region: 189-1118 (309 amino acids)
Source: RefSeq, a predicted model, not a curated record
CGGUGAAAGAGAGGUUGGUUCGGUUUGAAAAACAAAGACAAAAAAUAGCAUCAAAAAGAACAGCAGCAAAAGCAAACCUACCUGCUGAAAGAAAAACAAAAAGGAAAAUAACUGAUGAAGAAUAUGAAGUGAAGGAAGAAAAUAUAGAAAAAGCUUUAAUUGUGGAACGGGAGGUUUCCCCUUUGGCGAUGAUUACCAAAGAAGUUCCUGCAAAAAAGAAACCAAAGAAAUCAAUUGCUGUUUACAAGGAAAAAGUAGCAGAAGAAGAGGAAGAAAAAACUGGAGUUAGAGGAGGACAUGGAAAAUUCAUCAGUUUCAUUUCCAUGAUGAAUGAACAGAAGAAGGAGGCCGUUCGGAAUAUCGGUCUAGGAGCAUUGCUAGAUUUCCAGCUACCUACUUCAUCCCAACAAUUUGUUACAUGGCUAUGUAACAACUUUGAGGAAAACAGCCAAUAUCUUUAUCUGCCGAAGAAUGAGAAAAUCCUGAUAGAAUUUGAGGACGUGAAAAAGAUAUAUGGCCUUCCUAGCGGUGAAGUAGACAUAGUUGAGGCAAAGUCUGACAAGGCUAGUGAAGAGUUUUCUGCAUUCAUGGCAAGUUGGAAAAAGAUCUUUGGGAAUAAGGUCCCAUCAGUUCAGAAAAUUUUAAAGUACUACAGUCAAGAAGACCAAAUUGAGGCUGGACCGGAUGCAAAUUUCAUUACAAGCUUCUUGGUGGUCACUGUCAACACGUUGAUCAAGAGCACGUUGUCAAACCAAGCAUACUUCAAAUUUUUGUUCUCAAUGAUGAAUCAUGAGCAGAUCCGGAACUUGAAUUGGUGCAAGUAUGUGUGGGAGGCACUGCUCUCAACUACUGCACAGUAUAAGAAAAACCUGAAACAAAAGGACAAAGCAACAUUUUUCACAGGACCAUUGCCGUUAUUGACGAUUUUCUAUUUUGACAGAGUUCAAAGAAUGAACUUUUUUCCUCCAAGACGAAUUCCACUUGUGUCCUGCUGGACAAAGGAAAUAGGACACAAACGGAAUAAAUUGGAGGAAAGUGGCUUUGGAUUGGGGAAGGUGUUACCCAAAAUCAAUAUUGAAGAAAAACAAACUCGCAAGACAUAUCAUAACAUAACAUAA